AUGAUCCUUCCCCAGAGCAAUGCAGCCUUGCCACUCCUCGCUCCCUACAUCCUCCCCCUCUCAAUCAUCCUUCUCCUCGUCCUCCCUGUUGUAACCUUGAUCCGUAUCCGCUACCGCCGCGGGCUGCGCGACAUCCCAGGCCCAUUCUUUGCCAGCAUCCUCCCGUUUGAUCGCAUGCUCAGCACGUAUUCGGGCCACCAAUUCCAGCGGCAUCUUGAAUACCACGCCAAGUAUGGGAACUUGGUCCGUGUCGGGCCCAACCAUGUGAGUUUGGGGGAUUCGGAGCAAAUCUCGAAUGUUUAUAGCAUUACCAGCAAAUUCGACAAGAGCAAAUUCUAUACACUGUUUCAUGCCAAAUCGCCUGUUGGCCCUAUUCCCACGGUCUUCUCCAUUGUCGACCCCGUCGGCCAUAGAGACCUCAAAAGACCUGUGGGUGCCGCAUAUGCUCUGAGUUCUCUGCUCGAUUUUGAACCCCUGGCCGAUGACUGCACACGGAUCCUGGAAGGCAAACUCGACGGCCUGCAAGGCAAACCUAUCGACUUUGGUACGUGGCUGCAUUGGUACGCAUUCGAUGUCAUCAGCAGCAUCACCUUCUCCAACCGCCUGGGGUUCAUGGAGAGGGAGGAAGACGUGAACGGCAUCAUCGCAGCAAUUGAGGGUCGGUUGUUUUACAACUCGAUCAUCGGCCAGGUCCCGAGCUUACACAAGUGGCUUCUGGGAAACAACACCGUCUCGCGAUUGGCGGAUAUGGUGCCCGCCAUCAAGCGACUGAACUCGGCAGCGUACAUUGUCCAAUUUGCUGCGAGACAGUUGGAGUCGAGGCAGAACGCCAAGGCAGAACAUGGGAGGUCAGACAUGGUGGACAAAUUCAAAAUGACUCGAGACGGCGAGGAGGUCAUGAGCGCGAAAGAGUUGUUGGGCCAUGCGAGCUCGAACGUGUUCGCUGGUUCUGAUACAACGGCCAUCUCGCUCCGGGCGCUAUUCUAUCACCUCCUUAAGAACCCGCACACGUAUCAGAAAUGCGUGGACGAGAUUCUCGACUUCGACGCUCGCGGCGAGUUGUCCGAGUAUGUCACUUACUACGAGGCGCAGCGCAUGCCAUAUUUCCAAGCGUGUAUGAGAGAGGCGCUGCGCAUGCAUCCCGCCGUGGGACAAUUACUUGAGCGGGUCGUUCCGCAAGGCGGAGCCACAAUCGACGGUGUCUACCUACCGGCAGGGACGAUCGUGGGGAUGAAUCCCUGGGUGGCUGCAAGAGAUAAAGCAGUUUAUGGACAUGACGCGGCGGUAUUUCGACCGGAAAGGUGGAUCGACGCCGACGAGAAGACGCUGAAGCUGAUGGAUCGAAACUGGCUUGCUUUCGGAGCCGGCUCACGGACCUGCCUGGGUAAGAACAUCUCCCUGAUGGAGAUGUCGAAGCUGGUGCCGCAGCUACUGCGUCGGUACCACGUCCAGCUUGCGGAUCCCAAUGCCGAAUGGGAGUUGUUUGAUUACUGGUUCGUCAAGCAGGAGGGGCUGAGAUGUAUCCUGACGAGGAGAGACGGAGAGAAGCAAAGAUAG
Messenger RNA from Fonsecaea multimorphosa CBS 102226, 1557 nucleotides. RefSeq lists its product as uncharacterized. The transcript is spliced from 4 exons. The coding region runs from base 1 to 1557 and encodes 518 amino acids. The record is from RefSeq and is a predicted model, not a curated record. NCBI's taxonomy places the organism in Eukaryota, Fungi, Ascomycota, Eurotiomycetes, Chaetothyriales, Herpotrichiellaceae. Gene Ontology annotation, molecular function: monooxygenase activity; heme binding; iron ion binding.